AUGCGUCCCCGCUGUGUGCCCCGCCGCGCGCUGUCCGUGUCCGCCCCCGCCAGACACGACAACCCCCUCAUGCCCCGCAGAGGCGCCCCGCCCCCGCCGCGGCCCAUCCCCCACGUCGCCCGCGUCCUCGCCGUCGCCAGCGGCAAGGGCGGCGUCGGCAAGAGCACCGUCGCAGUGAACCUCGCCGUCGCGCUCGCCAUGCGCCGCACGCCCUCGGGCGCCCGCCCGCGCGUCGGCAUCCUCGACCUCGACAUCUUCGGGCCCUCCGUCCCCAUCCUCAUGGGCCUCGCCCGCGCAGACGAGCCCCUCCUCACCCAGAACGGCGCCCUCGUCCCCCUCACGAACCACGGCCUCCCGUGCAUGUCCAUGGGCUUCCUCCUCCCCCGUGCCCCCGACGCCGACUCCAGCGCGGACACCCCCGUCGUCUGGCGCGGCCUCAUGGUCCAGAAGGCCGUCCAGCAGCUCCUCUUCGACCUCGUCGCCGUCGACGGCGCACUCAUCGUGUCCACGCCGCAAGACGUCGCCCUCGCCGACGUCCGCAAGGGCGUCGCCAUGUUCCGCAAGCUCUCCGUCCCCAUCCUCGGCCUCCUCCUCAACCAAGCCUUCUACACCUGCCCCGCCUGCGCGGCGCCCCACCACCUCUACGGCCCGCCCGACGCCUUCCGCGCCGCCGCCGCCCGCCUCGGCGCCCCCGUCCUCGGCGAGCUCCCCGUCGCGCCCGCGGUCAGCGCCGGCGGCGACGCCGGCGUGCCGUACGUCCUCCUCGGCGAGCAGGACAGGGCGCGCGACGCCGCCGCGGGCGAGGGGUGGGACGCGAUCAUGGCGGGCGUCGCGGAGCGCGUGUGGGCGGCGCUCUCGACGAAAACAGACGGGAAUGGAGGUGGGAGGUGA
Molecule: messenger RNA, 891 nt
Organism: Fomitopsis serialis
Lineage: Eukaryota; Fungi; Basidiomycota; Agaricomycetes; Polyporales; Fomitopsidaceae
Product: P-loop containing nucleoside triphosphate hydrolase protein
Exons: 7
Coding region: 1-891 (296 amino acids)
Biological process (GO): iron-sulfur cluster assembly; mitochondrial respiratory chain complex I assembly
Cellular component (GO): mitochondrion
Molecular function (GO): ATP binding; 4 iron, 4 sulfur cluster binding; ATP-dependent FeS chaperone activity
Source: RefSeq, a predicted model, not a curated record